GAAUUCUCCCUGUUCCCCACAGCGUCAGCAGGUUGAGUCACUCCAGGACGUGGCCAUGUUUUCCACCCCCAGGAAGUGAGGGAGAGUUGGAUCCCACGGCCAUGGCAGCAGAUGAGAGGGAUUACAACCUGACAGAGGAGCAGAAGGCUGUCAAGGCCAAAUACCCUCCACUCUGUAAGAAAUAUGAAUAUCUGGAUCACACAGCAGAUGUGCAGCUCCAUGCCUGGGGAGACACGUUGGAAGAGGCAUUUGAGCAGUGUGUCAUGGCCAUGUUUGGCUACAUGACAGACACAGAGACCGUGGAACCCGUGGAUACAGUAGAGGUGGAGGCAGAAGGGCACGACUUGUUGUCUCUCCUCUUCCACCUCCUGGAUGAGUGGCUGUAUAAAUUCAGUGCUAAUGAGUUCUUUGUACCCAGGGAGGUGAAAGUGCUUCACAUCGACCGAAUGCACUUCAAAAUAAGAUCAAUUGGGUGGGGAGAAGAAUUCUCUUUAGGCAAACACCCACAGGGCACAGAGGUCAAAGCCAUCACUUACUCAGCGAUGCAGAUCUGUGAGGAUGAAAAGCCAGAAGUCUUUGUCAUCAUUGAUAUUUAAAGCAAGAAAAGUGUGGCCAAGUGGAUAUUACGGGCUGGCAAAAGUCCCCUAAAACUGUAAUCCCCGUGAAAGUAACCAAGGAAUUGGGCAGUUAAAAUCAUAAAUUGAAGGCAGUAACUGCAGGGAAUGUCAGCCAGUGUUUUCAUGUGAAGAUGGUGAGACAGAAAAUAAAAAGAACUAGUUGGGAUUUUGGGGGAUGUUGAGAAGAAGAGAUCUGUAGGAGUUGGAAAUCUCCCAGGAAUGCUGGUAGUCAGCUUUUAAGGCUGGUACAUAUGUAUGAAAUACAGAAAUUAGUGGAGGUCCUAACUAAAAUGCUGCCUUUUUGUAGGGUGGCAGGAGAAAAUGUUCAUCUACGUGAUGUCCUUUGCAGAUUUCACUGUUCUAAUUCUGAGCUGACAUCCCUCCUUCAUCUUAUACAAAUCCCAAAUAGCUGCAGUGGCUCAGAUUUAAUGUGGAAAAAAAUCUGACUGUUGAAAAGACACCUAAAAAAAAAAA
This is a messenger RNA of Manacus vitellinus (golden-collared manakin), 1091 nucleotides long. It is a transcript of the gene TSLIG1, whose product is annotated as zinc finger and BTB domain containing 8 opposite strand. The transcript has 7 exons. The coding region runs from base 102 to 596 and encodes 164 amino acids. Gene Ontology annotation, cellular component: tRNA-splicing ligase complex. Lineage: Eukaryota; Metazoa; Chordata; Aves; Passeriformes; Pipridae. The record is from RefSeq and is a predicted model, not a curated record. Gene Ontology annotation, biological process: tRNA splicing, via endonucleolytic cleavage and ligation.